This is a messenger RNA of Elaeis guineensis (African oil palm), 3571 nucleotides long. The record is from RefSeq and is a predicted model, not a curated record. Lineage: Eukaryota; Viridiplantae; Streptophyta; Magnoliopsida; Arecales; Arecaceae.
AUCUCGGUUUCGUUACAAACCUAUCCCCACUUAAACCCAAACUCUUCCCCUCUUCGACAUCUCUCCCGCUACUCCCUCUAAAACCCUAAUAAACACUCCCAUCCGCCUUCUGCACCGCCACCGGCGACGAAUCUCCAGGAGAAACGAAGCCGAGAGAGGAGAGGAGCCGUAGAGACGAUGGGCCCGGAAACAGACUCCAUGGAUCUCAAGGUGAGUGAGCUCUUGAAGGAGGUCCGGCUCGACGCUUCCGCCAUCAAUUCCCUGGAUCGAGCUGUCUCUUCGGUCAUAGAUGCCAUCAGAGCGAUCCCAGAUCAGGAGGUAAGCUCUGAAUCGACUCCGGCCUUCAUCAGAGACCUUCGCGUGCCCUCCGACAAGGUCUCCUUCACGUUCCAGAGCCCGGAGCAUGUCCAAGUCGGUGGCAGCCACUCCAUCCGGUCUAUUGCAAAACCUGAUGUCAAUGUUGAUCUUCUAAUUCGGAUGCCCAAGGAGUGCUUUCACGAGAAGGAUUACUUGAACCAUCGGUACCAUGCAAAGAGAUCCCUUUACCUUCGUGUGGUUGAGAAGAGCUUAAAAUCAUGCCCUGUCGUGAGGAAGAUUGGAUGGUCUACCUUUCAGAAUGAGGCCCGAAAGCCUGUUCUGUUAGUUUUCCCAGUCAUGGAGAUUGCUGAGCAUUCUGAAUUUUUCAUUCGGAUAAUACCAACAGCUACAUCUGUGUUUAAUGUCUCGAGGUUGAAUUUAACAAGAAAUAAUGUUCGUUCAUUCAGCCAAGGUGGUGUUACUCAAGCUACUCCAAAGUACAAUAGCAGUAUAAUGGAAGACAUGUUUUUGGAGGAAAGUGCAGAAUUUGUCAGAAAAGUUUUUCUUGAAUGGAAGAGCUUGGAAGAGGCUUUAAUUUUACUUAAAGUUUGGGCUCGACAUAGAAGUUUCAUCUACAUGCAUGAUUGCUUAAAUGGUUACUUGAUAUCUAUCAUAAUGUCAUACCUGACAGUACGAUCUGGGGGAAAUCUUAUAAACAAGUCAAUGAACGCGAUGCAAAUUUUUCGGGUCACAUUGAAAUUUAUUGCAACUUCAAGUUUGUUUGAAAAGGGCCUGUCUCUUCAGCCUCUAGGCCACAGUAACCUGUCCAAGGAGGAUAUGGCUCAAUACUUGCAGCUGUUUAGUGUUGUUCUCUGUGAUACAUCUGGCCAUUUUAAUUUGACAUUCCGGAUGACAAGGACUGCCUUUUCUGCGCUUCAAGAUGAGGCUUCAUGGACACUCAAUUGCAUCGACAAAUGCAGAGGUGGUGGAUUUGAUGAGAUUUUCAUGACCAAGGUUGAUUUUGCUGCUAAGUUUGAUUACUGCAUGAGAAUAAACAUGAAAGGAAAUGCUAGAGUUUAUGCGUCAGACUUCUGCUUGGAUGAUGAAUGUUGGAGAAUAUGCGAGAAAGACAUGAACUCUCUAAUUCAACAAGGUCUAAGUGACAGAGCAAAGUUAAUCCGUGUGAACUGGAGAAACACACCAUCUGAAUGGAAUAUAGAUGACGGUUUCUCAAAGUUCAGUUAUGAGCCCAUGCUUGUUGGUAUAAUGACUAGCUCCCAAGAGAAGAGCUUUCGAGUGGUAGAUGUUGGUCCAAGCCCUGAGAAUAAAGAAGAGGUUGUAAAAUUCAGAAAAUUUUGGGAAGAAAAAGCAGAACUAAGGCGAUUUAAAGAUGGAACCAUUGCAGAGAGCACAGUGUGGGAGUGUGAGCCAUGGGAGAGACAUCUUGUUAUCAAAAUAAUCAUUGAGUAUAUUCUUACUAAGCAUUUUCUUCUACUGAAAGAAGACAUGGUUGUCAUAGUAGAUCAGCUUGAUUUUUGCCUACAUCUUGAUGGUAAAGAUCCUAUAUCAUUUUCUGGGGGUCUGAUUAGAGCUUUUGAGAUUUUGGCUAAGCGGUUACGGCUUCUAGAUGAUAUUCCUUUGAGAAUAUCUAGUGUACAGCCACUAGAUCCAGCUUUCAGGCACACAUCUGUCCUUCCUCCUGAACCUCAUCCACUGGCUUAUGAAAAUGGUUUUGAUAGAAAACCGCCAAAUUUCACUACAACUUGUAUCCGGCCGCUAGAAGUUAUGAUUCAGUUGGAGGGAUCAGGGAACUGGCCCUUGGACCAUGUAGCUAUUGAGAAGACUAAAUCUGCGUUUCUUCUAAAAAUUGGAGAAAGCCUUCAGGAUCGUUGGGGUGUAUUUUGUACUGCUAGUGAAGAUGAGGUAGAUGUGCUUAUGUCUGGAUAUGCAUUUUGUCUUAGAAUUCUGCAUGAGAGAGGCUUGAACCUGUCAAGAAUCCAAGCUGGAAAUGAUAAAGUAAAAAGUGCUUUAUCUAUAGACAAGGAGUUAUUCCUCCGAAGCCAGCAUUCUAGCAUGAUUAAUGGUUUGCAUGGCCGUUUCCCUACGUAUGGACCUGUUGUUAGGCUUGCAAAACGCUGGGUUUCUUCACAUCUAUUUUCAUCAUUCCUGGCCGAGGAGGCAAUUGAAUUGGUAGUUGCAUACCUCUUUUUGAAGCCAUUUCCAUUUCAUGCUCCUUGCUCACGGAUUACUGGAUUUUUAAGGUUCUUGCGGUUACUAUCAAAUUAUGAUUGGAUCUUCUCUCCCUUGAUUGUUGACAUAAACAAUGAUUUUACAUCGAAGGAUGAGAAGGAGAUAAAUGAAAACUUUAUGUUGAGCAGAAAAUCUUAUGAAGAAAAUGCCCAAGAUGUUGAGACGGCUAUGUUCUUGGCCACAUCAUAUGAUAAGGCAUCUGAAGCUUGGACCAAGUUCUCACCAAACAGAUUGGUGCUCAAGCGGAUUGUUUCUUAUGCCCGAAGCAGUGCAGAUCUUUUGACCAAUCUGAUCCUUCAGGGUCAUAAUGGCCCUUACACAUGGGAGUGUCUGUUCCGGACUCCUUUGAAUAACUAUGAUGCCGUGGUUCUUCUCCAUCGAGAUAAACUUUCUUAUCCUCGAAGCCUUCUUUUCCCAGCUGAAAUUAAUAAUGGAAAGCAUGUAAUUUGGGGAAGAGCAAGCAAGGGUUUCCAUCCCUACAUGUCACUUGGGGGUGCACUGAAAAGCUUGGAAGAUGCAAGGAAUAAGCUGAUGGUCAACUUUGAUCCAGUUAGAUAUCUUUUGGAGGACCUGAAGAGGGAGUUUCCGGACACCUUCAAUGUGUGGUGUGAUUCUCUUGGAGGUGAUGCAAUUGGUCUGACAUGGGAGAAGAGGGAUUCAAAGGUUCUUCCCAUCAUAGCCCAUACAUGCUUUUGUUAGUUUCUGGCAUCGAGAUAGCUAGACAUAUGCUUCAAAUCAUCAGUGAGAAUCAGUUUGGUAUCUCAGAGCUAGAAGAUGUCAAGGUUUAAUCAUGCAAUCGUUCCCAAUGAUGGGAUCGCAAUUUUGUUCAUCAGGUGGCAACGAUCAUUGUUGGGUGUGAUUAUAGCGAAGUUAAAAUUGCUGGUUCAUGCUUUGUUUGACAUCGGGGGAGAGCGAGGUUUUGGGUGAUCAGAGAGAUUGGUGCAAAGAAAGCACCAACAAAGCAGAAAUGUGUAUAUUUUAUAUAUUAAUUAAAUCGGGGGCUGUCAUUUAUAAUAUUUGUUCU